Cylicocyclus nassatus is the source of this 274-nucleotide messenger RNA. The record is from the annotation of a GenBank genome assembly. NCBI's taxonomy places the organism in Eukaryota, Metazoa, Nematoda, Chromadorea, Rhabditida, Strongylidae.
GUGUGAAACUCGAAAAAUGGUCACUGGGGGCUCAUCUCUGGUAAUCAACUCUUCCUCACUAUUUGGACGAAUUGGCUCACUCCCUCCACCCCCUUCCUCACAUGCAUUGUUCUCACUUUCACGAUUCAGGAAUAGGCUUGGUAUGGAAAUGAACGAAAUUAUACCAGACCUGUUUUUGGAGGUUUGCGAAUGCUACCGACAUCAAACAAUUGAAGGAACACCAUUUACAAUGCGUCGUAUCUGUGCACAUAGCGGCUCAUCAUCCUGCCCUUGA